Messenger RNA from Amphibalanus amphitrite, 2959 nucleotides. Its product is annotated as corticosteroid-binding globulin-like. The record is from RefSeq and is a predicted model, not a curated record. Gene Ontology annotation, molecular function: serine-type endopeptidase inhibitor activity. Lineage: Eukaryota; Metazoa; Arthropoda; Thecostraca; Balanomorpha; Balanidae. Bases 1264 to 2493 code for a protein of 409 amino acids. The transcript has 4 exons.
UAACGGCAGGGAUCAUCGGAGAAGCAUGAGAUAAUUUAGAACAAGGCCGCAAUUAAGAAUACCUACAUAUUUGUCGUUGACUCGGAAGUUGACGUUCUGAAAGCGAUCUCGUUGCAUAUUUUACAUAUUUUAGGGACUCGUUUGACAAUUAAUCCGACUAUUGAAAGACGGAACCAACACGAAUCCCAUGCUAAUUACAAGUUGUCCCUAAAAUCGGUAAAAUUGUUAAGGUGGAAAUCGGUCACUCUAAAUUUGUGUUGAUGUGGGUCACCAAGUCUCGCUCAUUGCGCGGUUUUGUCCGUUUCAUCUUCCUUGCGUCUGGGUCUCAAGUUAUCUCGCUUAGUGCGGUGCGUCGAACUUAUUUCUUUGUCAGUAUUGUUUUAUUGUGAGACAAGAUUACAAUUUGUCACGAAAAACCCAGACGGGUUUUGGGACGAUGAUCAAUGAUCAUUGAUCACCUUUUCCCUGGCUGAAGGUUAGGUGACGUAAGAAGAUGCCCGUAUCGAGCCCGUCAUCUCGCUAAUGAACCCUCUCGUGACGACCGCAAUCCCGCUCAUUGCCGUCCCAUUACCUACGUACCGUUAGUGUAUGUCAGGGCUACACCAUCCCGGUGUGUUUUCCCAACGAUUUCUGUUUGCGUGCAUCAUCUGAGCGGUUGGCGUUUGUCCGGUCAUGGAUGGCUGAAUUUUAUUGACGCAGUACCUGCGUGGAAAAUCGACCCUACUGAUCGCUCCUUGGAAGUGGACCUCAGUGGGCGAUCACUGGUGUAACCGGUCAUCAGCCGGUCUCAGGUGUGGCCUUGACCUAUCGGUCAUUGAUGGGUCAUCGAUCGACUGUGACCUUCUGGUCACUGACCGGUCACGGCUAGCUAUCCAGUCCGCGUUCAGCCACAACCACUGCCAUCAACUGCCGGAAACUGCUUUGAAGCGCCUUCAACCAGAUUCACCUUCCUUGGAACACGAUUAGCUAACCCACUUCCAACCAGUCCUCACGAGUCUAAAAUCGCCUUCAACCAGCACCCACGCCUCCUACCGCCCACCGAAGCUGGAGCCGGACCCAGAGUCGCCAGAGAGUGACAGUCGCAGCUUGCGAAACCGGUCGGCGCUGCGGGUCGGCUCCAGAAGUCGGCUGCACCGUGCGGCGCACCUGAUCGGCCGCCGCGCCCCGGUCUGGGUCGCCGGGAGGAGGCCGGUCGGACGGUCGGGCCAGACGGGAGUCAGUCGCGCACCGGUCGCCAUAGUGAGAGGAGCGCCAGCUGCAGAUAUGGACACGACGGGGAGACACUAUCUCAGAGCAGCCGCGCUGCUGCUGCUGGCUGCGACCGCUGCGGGCCUCGUCAUCGAGAAGGAGAGCCCGCUGCUCGAUCUCAAUGACCACCUCCUCAGGGAGGUGCUCUCUGGCCAGCAGAACGAGGUGGUGUGCCCGGCGGCGCUGUUUAACGUGAUUGCCGGCGCUCACCGCGCGGCCAACACGGAGAUCCAGAGUCUGAUUCAGAGGCAGCUGGGCACCGCCAACCCGGCCCAGCUCAGCCAGGCCAUCGACCAAAUGGCUGCCGAGAAGUCCUCCGUGAAGAGUUUCUUCCGGGCGUACAGCAUACCUCGCGUGCGCACCGAGUGCUCGAAGCCGCAGGUGACCUCUGUGUCCAAACAGCAGCUGUGCGCGCGGCUGCUGCAGCUGCUGUCCCCUCCCACCGGCCGGGAGCUGGACCUGGGCGCCGCCGAGGCGGUGCGGCAGAUCAACUCUGACGUGUCGGCGGCCACGGACGGUCUGAUCUCGGACCUGUUUACCCACCUGGACCCGGACUCGCGCCUGGUGCUGGCCGCUGCGCUGGCCUUCUCCAGCCCCUGGCUGCCCGAGCUCACCAUCUCCACCAAGGAGCUGCCGUUCCGCCGGCCGGCCGGCGAGCAGGCCGUGCCCGCGGUGCUAGUCUCCGGCUCGAUGCGGUUUCUGAACGCCAGCGACGACGGCCUGUACGGCGUGGCCGUGCCGUACAACGACAACGCGUUUCACAUGGAGAUGUUCUUCUUUGUGGCGGCGAACCGGAGUGAGGAUGUCGUGAGCAAGCUGUCCCGGCGGCACUACGAGGCGCUGGCGGAGAUAUCGCCGCUCGAGACCCAGGUGCUUCUCACCUUCCCCAAGUUCUCCAUCAAGUCCGUCAAGCACGACUACCGCGACGUGGCCCUGUCGCUCGGCCUGGGCCCGAUGCUGGAGGGCGGCCUGGGGCCCAACGGUGCCGACAAGGUGGACCAGCUCGUGCACCGGGCCGUCAUCGAUGUCGACGAGAAGGGCACGCGAGCCGCCGGAGCGGCCGGUAUCAGCAUCAUCCCGCGGGCGGGCUCUGACGAGAGCACGCCGCGCGCCGUGCUGCAGCUCGACCGGCCGUUCGUCGCCUCUGUGAUGCACGUGGAGCUGGGCCUGCCCCUGUUCACGGCUCACGUGGUGGAUCCGCUGGACGGAGCGCCGGCUACCCGCCGGAGUCCCGUCAGGUUCUGAGGAAUGGCCCGAUGGGUGGGGAGUGAGGCGGAGUGGAGGGGAGGGGGAUUGGUAGAAAUUGAACGCGGGUGGUAGAUGCAAUGAUAGAUGUUUUAAAUGCACUAGUUUGGAUCACUAGAUGCGGCAUCACAUUGAACGCGAACGUACGCCGUGCGAGUAAAGCCCACGUAAAGAGUUCUUCAUUUUGAACUAAGAUUUUAUGUUUUGUUGGUCAAAAUAGUGUGCAAUAAGCUAGAGUGCUUCAAUAAUGCAAUCGUGUGGUGACCAGAGUGGGCUCACCUGUGUUUCCUUUCAGCUGUAAAAUCCGAGUUACGUCGGUAGGGAAUAUUAUGGAAUAUGGAUGAAUCUGCUGCUCAGUUCAGCCGAGUCACACAUAUCGUGUCUUGAAGAGCGGCAUUAAAUCAUUUGUACUGGCGACCUUUUUACUGCGUUUGUCACGAAUAUACGGUGCAACCUGCACAUCGAA